This is a messenger RNA of Vigna unguiculata (cowpea), 2444 nucleotides long. Its product is annotated as transcription termination factor MTERF15, mitochondrial-like. The record is from RefSeq and is a predicted model, not a curated record. Gene Ontology annotation, molecular function: double-stranded DNA binding. Gene Ontology annotation, biological process: regulation of DNA-templated transcription. NCBI's taxonomy places the organism in Eukaryota, Viridiplantae, Streptophyta, Magnoliopsida, Fabales, Fabaceae.
CAUUGAUCAAAUAUCAUUAUUGGUUACAGAUGCACCAUUUUCUGCUUGCUAGAUUAACAACUAGGACUCCUCACUUUGGUGUUCUUUGUCACAAUGUCAUUCUUUUCUUCAAUUCACGCACUUUAUCUGUGUCAAACACAAAUCAUCACAAAGGUGGCACCUUUAAUGCAUUUAGCAUCAUCAAUUCAUGUGGGUUGUCCCCUGAAAAGGCACUGGAAAUCUCCAAAAGGUUGAAAUUGAAAAACCCAGAUGGGGCAAAUGCUGCAAUUGAUCUUCUCAGGAACCAUGGGUUCUCAGAGAGCCAGCUAUGUAGCCUUGUAAAGAAAUUCCCUUCCGUGCUUUUGUCAAAUUCAGACAAGAUCCUUUUGCCAAAACUCAAGUUCUUUCGUUCUAUUGGGUUUUCAGCCACUGACCUUCCCAAAUUCCUCGUUAUGAAACCUACAUUUCUGAAAUCAAGCUUGGAGAAAACCAUUAUCCCUUGUUAUGGGGUAAUCAGAAGUCUAGUUCGCAAUGAUAAUGAAGCAGUUUCCACUUUAAAGCAUGGGCUGUGGCACUGUAGCAGCAAUGUGGUGAAUAAUUCACUUCCAAACAUAGAGGCUUUGAGACAGCUUGGUCUGCCUCAAAGCUCCAUUUCUCUCCUGGUAGCCAAUUUUCCUAGUGUCACAUUUAUGAAGCAUGCAAAGUUUGUUGAAGCUGUGGAGAAAGUGAGGGAACUGGGGUUUGAUCCUUCGAAAACAAAUUUUGUUAUGGCACUAAAAGUUUUUGCAGAUAUGAGUGAAGCAUCAUGGAAAUCGAAGUUCGAGGUUUUGGAGAAGUGUGGCUGGUCAAGUGAUGUCUUUCUUUUAGCUUUCAAGAAGCAUCCCCAGUUUAUGGUCUCAUCAGAACACAAGAUUCUGAAAAUAAUGAGCUUUUUGAUGAAGGAUAUGGGUUUGGCACCCAAAGAAAUUGCUAGAUGCCCUGCGCUUCUUAAAUGCAACUUGGAGAAGACAGUUAUCCCUAGAUUUGCAGUGGUUAAAAUUUUGAAGAGAAGGGGUUUGGUAAAGAGUGAUUUGCAAAUAAGUACCUUUAUUAAGAUCAGUGAGAAAUUGUUUUUGAAGAAAUAUGUGACUCGAUUUCAGAGUCAUGAGCCAUUAGUUUUGGCUGCAUACAAAGUUAACUUGUAAAUGUCAUCGGCAGAUGGUAGCUAAUUUUUUAUUAAGGCCUGCAAAGGAUGCAAAGGAUGCAAAGGACCAUGUGUGCAUUUCCUUGUGAGUAUUAUGUCUCUAAUCCUUAUACCAUUCUCCAUCUCACAAUUUAUGAUAUAAUAUUAAGGACUAAAUAUGUUUUUAGUAUCUGAACUUUGACGCAAAAUUAGAAUUUGUCUCCACUCGAAAUUUUGAUAUAUUUUAGUCUCAAAACUUUAAAAAUGAAUAGAUACAGUCAUUUUAACUCAAUUUCUUUAUAUAUUUUUUACAUGUCAAAUACAUUUUCUAGCUGACAUUGAAGCGGGAAUAUGUCAAUCGGUGUAAACAACUUAAAUGCUAGCAUGAAACACGUUUGACAUGUCAAAAUUUUUUUACCGUAAUUGAGUGAAAAUGACUAUAAAUGACUAUAGUCAUUCAUUUUUUAAGUUUGGGAACUAAGAUUUAUCAAAGUUUUACACUGGGACGAAGUCUAAUUUUGUAUCAAAGUUCAGGGACUAAAAGCUAAUUUCGCGUCAAAGUUCAGGGACUAAAAACUAAUGUUAAUGAUCUUCAAGUUUGACAUACAACUUUAUUAGUUGAAAAUUUCCUUUCUUUGUUAACUUGUGUUGACAAUAGCCCAAUGUACUAACUGGAUUUUAGCUUCUCAACAUAGUAAUCUACACAAUAACAAUCUUUAUAGGUUGUUGGCUUGUUAUCUGACAAAUGGAAUCAGUUUAUUUGUAGCAAAUGUGAGGGUCUCCAAUUUGCAUAUGCUGCUAAAAUUGAGAGUGUACCAAGUUAAACCUUGCUUCUCAUAUUGUGUAAGUUUUUUAGUUGGUUGGUGCAAUUAAGUGAUUGUAUAGUAUAUACAUGUAAGACAACUAUUGUCAUUUACUUGAUGAUAAUAUUACACUUUGAACUAUUUAUGAGACUAGAUUAUCCUUUAGAAUCUGGGAGCACCAACAUUGCAGCUGUUUUAAUUCUGAAGUUUAUUUGGAGAAAUGUAUGUUUUAACUAGCCUUAUCAAUCCUUGUUAGGGAUGAAACUCAAUAAUUCAAUAAAGUAUUUGCUCUAGCUUUGGCACAGUUUUGCUACCAUUAUUUUUAAUCUGCUGCACUUUGAGAAGCACUCUGAUACUCCAAAGGGUAAUUUGACUCUCCCAGAUGAAGUAGUGAUCCUUUGCAGUUGCUCAGAAUGGUAAUAUUUGUUCUUGAAGUUUCAUUUUUUGUACAUGGAAACUUCAUUGCAACCAGUUAUAAAUAAAGAUUAUUGUUUUCCAUU